AGCGGGGCCGCGCUCGGCACUUCGGGGCCGCUCCGGAGCGGGACCGCGGCCGGGGCCGGGCGGCCGCAGCCGCAGGCUGAGAAAAAUGCUGGAGUUCUUAAAAAAAAAUCAACAAGCUAUCUCAUGUUGAAAUAUCUCAGUGUUAUUCAGAAAUUCCAUGGUUUCUUUGACAAUGGUGAUCAAGCCCAGGUUGUCUGGAACUGAAGAAGACUGAGAAAAUUUGGGUGAUUUUCCAUGUUCAGUGUCCUGUAAUGAAUUUGAUGUCUUCGAUGCCUUUUCUGAGAAGCUGUUUUCAAAUGUCAAAAUUAACCUGGACUGCUUGGGAAUGGCGAAACAUAGCCCUGGGAUCCUGCAAUGAACAGUGCAUGAAGAACAGAGGAGAUAUUUCCGCUUGUCAGAGAUGAUGUGGAGAGACUCUUUAUCCCUGGUGGAAGAGGAGGAUCCUCAUAUGAAAGUGUCUCUUGGCAGCAGCGAUAUGGGCGUCUCUGCCCACCUGCAGUCUUCGAAGACAGGAACCACCAGAUUUUUCACCAGCAAUACUCACAGUUCUGUGGUGUUACAGGGCUUUGACCAGCUGCGAGUGGAAGGUUUGCUCUGUGACGUGACGCUCGUUCCUGGAGAUGGUGAUGAGGUGUUCCCUGUGCACAGAGCAAUGAUGGCUUCUGCAAGUGAUUACUUCAAGGCCAUGUUCACAGGAGGAAUGAAGGAACAAGAUUUAAUGUGCAUUAAGCUUCAUGGUGUGAACAAAAUAGGCCUAAAGAAGAUCAUUGAUUUCAUCUAUACUGCAAAACUUUCCCUUAACAUGGACAACCUUCAGGACACUCUGGAAGCUGCCAGUUUUUUGCAGAUUUUACCUGUUUUGGACUUCUGUAAAGUAUUUCUUAUUUCUGGGGUUUCAUUGGAAAACUGUGUUGAGGUUGGGCGAAUUGCCAACACAUACAAUCUCACAGAAGUGGAUAAAUAUGUUAAUAAUUUCAUCCUCAAGAACUUCCCUGCAUUAUUAAGUACUGGUGAAUUUGUGAAACUCCCCUUUGAACGUCUUGCCUUCGUGCUUUCAAGUAAUAGCCUUAAGCACUGCACCGAACUGGAGCUCUUCAAGGCGGCGUGUCGCUGGCUGCGCUACGAGGAGCCUCGCAUGGAGUACGCUGCCAAGCUCAUGAAGAACAUCAGGUUUCCCCUGAUGACACCCCAGGAUCUUAUCAACUACGUUCAGACGGUGGACUUCAUGAGGACUGACAACACCUGCGUCAACUUGCUCCUGGAGGCCAGCAACUACCAGAUGAUGCCGUACAUGCAGCCGGUGAUGCAGUCGGAGCGGACGGCGAUCCGCUCGGACAGCACGCACCUGGUGACGCUGGGGGGGGUGCUCAGGCAGCAGCUGGUGGUCAGCAAGGAGCUGCGCAUGUACGACGAGAAGGCCCACGAGUGGAAGUCCCUGGCGCCCAUGGACGCGCCGCGCUACCAGCACGGCAUCGCCGUCAUCGGCAACUUCCUCUACGUGGUGGGCGGCCAGAGCAACUACGACACCAAGGGGAAGACGGCGGUGGACACGGUGUUCAGGUUUGAUCCGCGCUACAACAAGUGGAUGCAGGUGGCGUCUUUAAACGAGAAACGGACCUUCUUCCACCUAAGUGCCCUCAAAGGACAUUUGUACGCAGUCGGAGGCCGGAACGCGGCGGGAGAGCUAGCCACUGUGGAAUGUUACAACCCCAGAAUGAACGAGUGGAGCUACGUGGCAAAAAUGAACGAGCCCCACUAUGGUCACGCUGGAACCGUCUAUGGGGGGUUAAUGUAUAUUUCAGGGGGAAUUACCCACGAUACUUUCCAAAAGGAACUCAUGUGCUUUGACCCUGACACAGACAAAUGGACUCAGAAAGCUCCAAUGACAACAGUCAGAGGUCUGCAUUGCAUGUGUACUGUAGGAGACAAGCUGUAUGUUAUUGGUGGAAAUCACUUUAGAGGAACAAGUGAUUAUGAUGAUGUUCUAAGCUGUGAAUAUUACUCACCAACUCUAGACCAGUGGACUCCAAUUGCCGCCAUGUUACGUGGGCAAAGUGAUGUCGGGGUUGCUGUCUUUGAAAAUAAAAUCUAUGUUGUUGGAGGAUAUUCUUGGAAUAACCGGUGCAUGGUGGAAAUAGUUCAGAAGUAUGAUCCAGAAAAAGAUGAGUGGCAUAAAGUAUUUGACCUUCCAGAAUCCCUUGGUGGCAUUCGAGCCUGCACUCUCACUGUUUUCCCUCCGGAGGACAACACAGGGUCACCGUCCAGAGAGUCUCCUCUGUCAGCACCUUAGAACCAUCCCUUGGCUCACCAUGUUGUAGUAAUACCUCUGCACUGCAUCAUGGGGUCUGUUAUUUUUCUUCAGUAGUUUCUGUUAGGCUUAGCCUACAGCAUUUCAUACAAUUACUGGAAAAAAGAAAAAAGACUUUGACAUUAUUUGUGCCGUUUGUUUGGCCUAGAAUGUCUCUCAAGUGGUUGACAAAAAGAGAUGUACUCGCCCGAGCCAAAUGUUUAACAAAUGAGAGGGUAUUGUCUAUAAAAUGUAUGAACUAGGUACGUUAUUAAUGUUCUAUGUUGGCUGUGAGGUACCUUGUAGCUUACAUUUGGGAGCCCAGUGAGUCAAAUUUGUAUUGAACAUGUCACUGAAUUUCGUGUUGAAAUCCUUUUUCCUUUCAUUUUUGACUGCAGAUCACAAGGGUAGGUAGACCACAUCAAUGUGAACUCUCUGAAGGUUGCCAAGGGGCCUGAGCUACCUCCCUCUUUACACAGAGUAUUUUUGACAUAUCUGUUUACCCCACCUGACUUUGUGGGUGCUUUCAGAGCAUAUGAAGUUUCUUAGGCAGGAGGAAGAAAUAAAAUAAUUUUAAAAUAUUAGCACUGUACAGGAGCGGACCUUGUAGAGGCCGGGAGUUUUUUAUAACAUAUAUCGUGUUUUUCCUGAGUCAGUUGAAUGAUGCUUCAAAUAAAACAUCCUAAACAUAUUUGUGUUUUUUAAUUUGGGUUUUUUUUUUCCAGGAAUUGGCUUCCGCUUGCAUGGGAGCACACACUAUUAACAAAUGGGAAUUCAGUGCAGUUGAGUAUUCUGUGCUAUGGCUGUACUGAAUAUGGGUAGUUAAGGGCUAGAAUCAGUAACUUAAGCCACUGAAUUUGACCAAAUGGUUCCAUCCAAUCAAAUUUGAUCUACCUUUUCUCCUUUGCUGUUGAGAUAACUUGCAUAAUGUGUCCUCUGUAUAGUCUCAGUUAAUAAGGUUAUUUAGCACAAAGUGCAGCUUCAGUGAGAGAGCUGCUUUUGCUCAGUGAACCUGGACUACCACAUUUUACCUUCUUUUGUUCAAUAAAACUUUUAACUGCAGUUACCCAGUCUAAGCUACCUCAUUAAUGUAUUUGGUUUUCUUCCUCUGCCUCACUGUCUCCAGGAUACGUGUGACGUAUAUCCACGUGGGUAGGUGAACCUGCUAGGAAACCAAUGCACAAGUGAUCAUGAAUGGGUAUUUUUGACCUACUUUUAAGAAACUGUUUUGGUCUGAUGUGUUCAUUUUAUUGUUAGGGACUGAUGAAAAACCAGUCUUAAUGUUUUUUUCCUUGGAGAACUGCUUAUGUGUGCAGCCCUCCAAAUUCACAGGAAUCUUUACCUGCUCCAAAAUACAGUGCCCUGCUGACAAACUGCAGCUCUGAUUAUGCCAUUGUGGUUGUUCUGAGCUUCCCAUCAUGUUACAAGUAAUUUUGGUAAUGAACACUGUCACAGGGGCAUCCUCUGGGGAAAACUGUUUAAACCAGCUUAUUGUGUUACCUAUUAAUAAUAACCAAGUAAAGCUUAAGAGACUUUUGUUGGGAUUUUGCUAUUUGUGUUUUGUCCCUGCUUGAUGCAAUCAAGCAGCAGGAUUACUGUGGUGUCGGAUUUGGAAGUACUGAUAUUUAUUCUUUGUGCAGUUUACUAAUAAUGGUCACUACCAAAAUCUACAUGUAAGCUUUAGGUUUCAUAAUUGUUUUGGUUAAAAUCAAAAUUAAUUCUUCCUCUUUAAAAAGAUUGAAGUCUCAAUUCCAUGUGGCUGUGCAAGGUUGUUGCAGGUGGAACAGCAGCACCAGUGGAUACUCCUGGAAACUGGCCAGUGAAGAUAAAUUGAUUCAUCACCCUAAGAAUAGUCUUCUUAUGCUGUGCAAAGCACUGGAUAGAAAAGUGUUGCUCUGUUUUUUAAGGAUUUUUCAAUCAUUUAAGUGUCACAUGCUACUAAUUUUUUUUCCAGCUCAAACAGAUUUUAGAUCCUGCUUGACUUUAAAUCCCUUGAAAUCCAUAUUCAGUGUCUCUUAUAUUAAUUAAACUGAAAAGUACUUGAAGGAGUUGCAAUUCCUUUAGGAUAAUGUAAAUAUAUCCUGCUCUUUGUAUGCUGGGGAUGAGGGACACAGUGUUUAAAAGUGGGUAUCUUCUCUGGUGUUCUCUGUUUGAAGAAGCUUAACAUGGGUUCUGAUCAUUCUGAGGUGGUUUAAAGCCAGGAUGUCAGUUUUGUGUCUGAGCCUUGUAUAGCCAGGAGCUGGUAUAUGGCCGCAUUGUUGAGAUUUUUUUGUUUGUGGGUUUUUUGUUUUGUUUUUUGUUUUGUUUUUUUGACUCAUUAUUUGUUAUACAUAAAAUGGAAGACUUAUUUUUGAACGUUUUGUCAUCAGUGGAUUAAAUGUAGUGCUUCAAUCAAAUUAA
Molecule: messenger RNA, 4687 nt
Organism: Haemorhous mexicanus (house finch)
Lineage: Eukaryota; Metazoa; Chordata; Aves; Passeriformes; Fringillidae
Gene: KLHL13
Product: kelch like family member 13
Exons: 11
Coding region: 401-2290 (629 amino acids)
Biological process (GO): protein ubiquitination; regulation of cytokinesis
Cellular component (GO): Cul3-RING ubiquitin ligase complex
Molecular function (GO): ubiquitin-protein transferase activity; cullin family protein binding
Source: RefSeq, a predicted model, not a curated record